UAUCACCUAAAAAUACAAAUAUUUUAAAUGUCAUUUUUCUACUUUCUAUAAAUUGCUUGAUGAAUUAAAUAUGAAGCAAUAAACGAUUAGUUUAUCUAUAGUAUUUCUGUUCUAAUAACAAAGUUAUUACUAUUACUCUGUAAAUAAUUGAUAUGUUACACAACAUGCAAAACUCUCGUUACAUUUCAUUAAGACAAGUCUUUAAGUUGAAUUAUUAUUUUUAACUACUUGUUAAUAUAACAAGUUUCAAAUAUAUUGUCUCGGCUACGCAAGACCAGACUGGCUAUACCAGACGUUGCGAUGAUAUUUUAUUGGGCUUUUCGAGAAAGCGGCAUGUAGGUUAAUAUCACGCAGAAAGACAAUGCACUUGACGAUAGAUGACGCGGUUUGUGACGUAGGCGUGCGUUAUCAUAUUUCUAUUAAUCGAGUCUGCUAUCUGGACUCUUUCAUAUUCGUGAUCAGAGAUAAGGAUCUCGUAAGCAUUGUUCUACUUUACAUUUUUAAAAAUAGAUAAGAGGUAGGCUAAUUUUCGUCACAUCGAUCGUCGUUAUUUUUUCUAACUUCUAAUGAUAUUACUAUCUUAAUGUAGAAAAUAUAUUAAGGAUUAUAUUAAUUGUCCAGCAAGUCAAUAAUGAAAAUAUCUACGAGUAUGUAAUGUUGUUUUUAAUAUUGUAUUUAUAUCAAAAUCUCAAGAUUCAAAAUUAAACUACAUUAAACGAUGAAUCAAAAUUAUAUAUUUAAUAAUUAUUUUUACAUAGCCUUGUAUAAAGUUUCGUUAUAAAUACUUAUCUAAAUAUUCGAUCUAAAUGUCUGUUUCAAUUCGUUAUAUGUAUAUGUGAUAUGAAAAUAUAUUGUUAUCAUCGUUCUUUUUUACUUCUAUAUCUCUGUCAUGAUUUGCUUCUUUUUAACUUUUAGAUGAAAGAGUAUCUUUAAAAAUUAUCAAUUAUAUUACUAUUUAUAGAUAAAAUGUUGAUGCAAUUGUUCAGAUUUUAUGACGAAUUUUUAAUGUGGCAGAUAGAAAAUUGACAUUAUCUAACAAAGAGAAAGUACACGAAAAAAAAAAGAUCCAUGCGGAAGCGUGCGCAUAAAUAGCUCGAAAAGGGAGAGACGGCGCAAGUCCCGCUCGCAGGGAAUAUUCAAUCGUUAAGGGAACGCAACGAAAGGAAAAAAAAGAGGUGGAAAAAAAACGGAGAAAUAAUCUACCGAAGAGCGGCCGUCAGCCCUCUCCGUUCUCACAGGGUUCCCGUCGGAAAAACUCGCAAUCAAGGUCCCCCUCCGCCCCGCGAUAAAAGCUUCGCGAGUAGUGAUUCUAAAUAUACGUGCGUUUUUCUGCGUAUCGCUGACGCGGCUUUCCAGCCGAGACCAACCCUUUCAAUAAUUCGCGCGACGUUUACCGCAAAGUUUCGCGCGGGGGUGACGACGGGGUAAUGCUCGAUCGGCUUGAUAGUCAUCUGUUUCCCAAUGGUCCGAUUAAAUAUGAAAAUUGCUCGGGCGCGCUUCAACGUCGCGGGCAUAAACGCCGGCUGAAUAAUUGAUUCGCGGCGCGCAAUCGCGGUGAGUACGAGCUCGCUCAUUUCGCUGGUUCUCCUCGACGAGUCAAGAUCUCGCCGCUCGGGGAACGGUGGCUAUAGACAAGUCUAUAGACUGUCUAUAGACGACGGUCUCUGGACGAGCGCGAGCGGCCAGAUGAGGAAUGACAGUCGGAACAGGCGAGCUGCUGCUUGUAAAGUAUGCGGAUAAGUAACGCUUGUAAAGUAACGCGGCGCGCGAUUGUCGCGGGCAUUUUGGGCUGUCCGAUAAAAGAGAGGUGUCGAUUACAUUUACGCGUCGCACGCGGGAAAUGCGACGCCAAAGCGGGAAAAUCGAUCGCGCGGCACGGCUCGGAGCCCCGUGAAGAGUGCAGAGUUGCGAAACUUUCUAUUGCUUUUUCCGACGAGCGACAGAAGAGUUUCCGAUCUUCGGAUGCGAACGGGAGUUAUAUAGUUUGUCUGUGCGAUCAGAAGAAGUGUCUAUAACAAUAAGUUGACCAGACGCACAGUUUUUGGAACGUGUUCGAGCGCGACGAUGUCACUGCUUUGUCUUAUUCAUCUCUCGCCGUCGUUCCCCUCUGUUAAUCGUUGUCUCUCGAACGUGCUCGUACUUAUGCAUUCGCUAUAAUCCGCGAGCGCGAUAGCAAUCCUCGGAGUUGUCACGCACGGCAAUUAUUCUGAUUGAAUUAUCGGCGGGUGCGGUGUUUUGUGAAAAGUUAGACGAAGUUUGAUACUAUAAGCUGGAAGCGAGCACGUUACAGCAAAGGGGCCACAAGAUCUUAAUAAAUAUUUAUUGACAACCAACGUUCCUAGUAUCAUAAAAAUAUUAUUAGUCUUUAGCAAAGAUGACCAGCAAAUGGACAUACUUGCUAAUACCGCGAGAAGAUUGGGAUGGAGUGUAUCGAUGGCAAAAGACGCGGAGAAAGCAAUAGAACUUUUUCAAAAUCGUGCUCAUGAAUUAGUGAUUAUCGAUCAUAGGGGACAUCGUGCGGCUGAAGGCGAUGCUAUUUGUAGAGCUAUCAGAUCAUGUCCGGUUUAUCACACUUCUGUUAUUAUAGCGCUUGUGAAAAAAUCUUACUUCAUGAUUGAUGAGAAAGACCAUAUUGUGGCAUUGAACUUGCUAGAAACAGGCUUCAGCAGAGCACUGAUGGAAUGUUCGCACGAAGGAAUAUUAAUAAACGAAUUAGUAGGUAUAUAUACUAGCUCAUUGUUACCAAGAACUCAACUAGCAGCAGCGCAUGCAUUAUAUUUGGCACUUGACAGGUGUCGCGAUAUGGUACAUGUAACCAAUGAGAAGAACAUUGUACAGUUUCUAAAUAAAGUCAGCGAAAAAUUGUUAGGAUAUAAGACAGAAGAGAUGAUGGGAAGAAAUCUCUCGGAAAUAGUGUACUAUGAAAAUUUCGCUCUUAUGGAGCAACAAUUGAGUAAGGGUCGGGAAUUCGAAGGAAAUAUGAAUUGUAAAAGGAAAAACAAUCAAAUGAUCACAAUCAAUUGCAGGAUAAUUCCAUUCUGUACCACAUUAAAAAAACCAAGUCAUUACAUAUACGUAUACGACACUACGUAUCUAUCAGAAAAUUCAGCACCAAUAAGCCCAAUUGGCAGCCCGUUGCAUCCUCCUCUUAAAACAAGCAUGUCAAAUGCGCGAAAGUCCUCGGAUGUCAAAUCUGGUAUAAGCGAAGGUCGUAGACGGUCCAGCUUGCAAAAACUGCAUACCUUGCAACUAGAAGCCCCUAUCACCAAAGUCAUUACGUUACUUUCGAACGCAGUUACGGACACGACCAAUCCGGAAACAGCAGCGCAGAUCGAUAAAGCAAUCGAUAUCCUAAAGACGACGGAACUCUAUGUACCGCAUCUUAAGGAAGACAGAGCAAUGUACAGCGAUCCGGUUGCUACGGAUCUCGUCGGCGCGUUACUUGCUUCUCCGCGCACAGCGUGGGAAUCUAGAAGGUCGUCGUCGGAUUCCGCGAGAUUAUCCGCUAUUAAAGCUAUCACGGGUCCGGGCGGCGCGCGUAUGCAAGUAAAAAAUUUCCGAGGGCCGCAAGAAAUCACGGAGAUAUUGGAUAAGAGUCUCGACUGGGAUUUCGAGAUAUUCAAGCUUGAGGUACUAACGGAGGGAAGACCGCUUGUUUUUCUGGGAUUGACGAUUAUGAAUUUGUUCCAAACGCCAGCUACGUUACAUUGCGACGAAAGGACGUUGCAGAACUGGCUAGCCAUUAUCGAGCACAACUACAACGCGGAGAACAGCUAUCACAACUCGACGCACGCGGCCGACGUCAUGCAAGCCACUGCGAGGUUUAUGCAAUCGAAGAGGCUCAAAGAAAUUUUAGAGCCUUUAGAUGAAAUUGCUGCUUUAAUAGCCGCCGCUGCGCACGAUAUUGAUCAUCCCGGGCGGUCCAGUCAAUUUCUUUGCAACGCCAACAGUCGUUUGGCAAUACUCUACAAUGAUUUGUCAGUUCUCGAGUCGCAUCAUGCAGCUUUAACUUUUAAACUAUCGCUGUCUGAUGACAGCGUAAAUAUCUUUAAAAAUCUGGAGCGAGAUGCGUACAAACUGUUACGGCAAAAUGUCAUUGACAUGAUUCUGGCGACCGAAAUGACGAAGCAUUUCGAGCAUCUAGCAAAGUUCAUGAAUGUUUGUAGCGCGAGAAUUGGAGACGGUCAAGAGAAAAAUCUUUCACAGACUUAUUCAAGUUCUCUGGACAUGUCUGUGGUGCUACAACCAGAUAAUGUAAUAUUAGUUAAAAGGAUGAUGAUCAAGUGCGCAGACGUAUCUAAUCCAACGCGGCCACUAAGAUGUUGCAUCGAAUGGGCGAGACGAAUUGCGGAGGAAUACUUUAAUCAGACCGAUGAAGAGAAAAAGUUGAAAAUGCCAGUCGUAAUGCCGAUGUUCGAUAGAAUGACGUGUUCGAUACCUAAAUCGCAAAUCGGUUUUGUCGAUUAUAUCAUUAACGACAUGAUCGAGGCUUGGGAUGUGUUUAUCGAUAUGCCGGAACUUGUGGGCUAUAUGCGACACAACUACGAGAAAUGGAAAGAAUAUAAUGAGCAGGGUAUAUCCACUUUACAAGAUGUCGAGAAGCUACAACAACAUCCCGACAUGCAAAUACCGCGAUUAUCUUGAAAAGCUCGUUAUUUCGCAAUCUCGUUAUGUAAUAUUUACACUGCGAUUAUCACAAAGAUGUGUAUAGUAUUUAUGUAUUUAAGGAUAGAGCAACGACGUGCCUUCUCGAGUCUAAGAAAAUACAUGUAAUUUGCCGUUUCGCGCUCCACACAUCAACAUUUUCAUUAUUUAUAUGUAAUUCCAUUUAUCUUAAUAAGACUCGCCGUAUUAUUACUAUUUUAAACAUGUGACAUAGAUUAAUAAUAUAUUUUUAGUAUAAAGAAAGAAAUAACUUUAUGUAUGCAGCUCCGAUGACUAUGUUACUUCGAACGAAGUUUUUGCUGUGUUUGCGCAUGUUGACACAUUAAAUUGUGAUCAACUGAGAUCAACUAAUAAAUAAGAACAUUGCAUUUGAAUCAUUUUUAAUUUCUUACAGCAAUCCUCCUUACAGCCAGAAUUUAAUCCUUCGCCUAAUUUCACCAUUAAGUUUUGCUGUUAUUUGGAAGGGCUUGUGGUACAACACAAAUUGAAAGAAAAUAUUCACAUUAUUAUGGUGUCGGAUUUUACUUUAUUGUUUCUUUCAGCCAAGAAAUGGCGUGGGGCCUAUUUCUAUGCGCUGCAUAAAUACAGAAUUAAAUAAAACCAGAUAUAAAGUGUAAGCCGUAUCGAGAUAGAAUUUUGCACAAUUUUUAUCAACAGAGCGUUAUAUGGUCUGAGUUAUGCAAAUUACAAAUUGUUCAAUUUUUCUUUAAUUCUGUUAAUACAGGAAAUACGCACUCGCCUUCUCAAUCUAUGUAAGUCGGUCCUGACAUAACAUGGUUGCAUCUAAGAACGAUAAUUACACUCAUGCGUGUUACAAACCAAAAAGAGGAUGAGUAUAAUAACAUCAAUAGUCCAUCGAGUUACAAGUAUCAGCCUAACGGAUGGUUACUAAGUCACAUUCAUCGUAAAGAUUCUUACGUAUGCUGACAUAUGCUUACAGUAUACAUAUGUGUUAUAUCAUAAUAUUCUCUACGGACGCACGGAUGAUCAUGGCCGUUUUAUCCAGUAUCAACAAGACAUUUAACUUGUUUUUUAUCCCUAGAAGACAAUCAGAAUAUCGAGUUGCUUUUAGAAUUAAUAAUCGAAUCAUUGAAAUGUGACACAUAAAACACAACUAGAAGUAUUUUACGGACUAAUUUACCAGGUAUUUACCACAUGUUCGUAUUAAGACUUUUAUGGAGUAGUAUUUUAUCAUAAUAUCCUAGUAAGAGAAAUAGAUGACAAGUAAAGGUAAGAAUCCUCUUAAGGUGAGAUGCAGAUUUUUGCAUGGAAUUCUUAAUUACUUAGCAGUCGUAACCACCACUUGUCAACGUGAUGUUGGCGCGACGAGUGCCAACACACGAUUGACAGACAUAAAGUAACUUAAUUACCUUAUAUAGCUUAUCGUUACUACUAUAAUGCCACAUAGUAUGAUUCGUCCGAAGUUCCUAGAAGUUACGUUUAAUCCUAAAUUACUUGCGUCUCCGAAAUACCUGCCACAAGUGCAUUGCCGAAUGUGAGAAUCUGUCUAGAUUUUUCUCUUCCCAGAUAAUAUGUUUUUUAAUCGAAUAAUUUUUUUAAUGAAAAUCAGAAUUUAUCAUCGAUAACCGUUUGUUUCGAAGUUCUAAAACUAUUUUUCGUUUUUGGUCGGUGAGAUAUUUCGAUGGUUAUCGUCCAGCUUGAACAUUACUGACAGAUCUAUUUUCUUUUUGAUUGCGUGAUUGAAAUUUAUUAAUUUUGCAGAAAUGCAACUGUUUGCCAAUGUGUCGCUCAUUAUGAAGUAACAAGUAUUUUUAGACGUGAAUGUUGGUUACAGCGUAUUUUUAGAUUAAACGUGAAAUUAGUGCUAUUUGAGGUUGCUUUAUUAGCACUUGUCGCUAGUAGACGGAAUUCGCGAAGUAACAAACUAACCAGUAUAGAGGCCGUUUACAGUAAGCUUCUUUGUAUAUAUAUCAGACUGUUCUUAACAUUAUAUGUCGUAGUACAGAUGUACAGUACUAUUCAAUCAUGUCUGGACUUUCGUUUGCCUGGAAUGAAAUUUUUGUCUUGUUUUCUCUUAUUUAUGUCUUUGAUAAAUUUCAGCGUACAUGAUAAGUUAUGAUAAGUUUCAUAUAGAUCAGAUGCAGAAUAAUCGAUAUUAAAAAAUACAUGUCUAGGCAUUAUUGAAUAGUAUUGUACUUAAUUUUUUGUUUUUUUUUUUUUGGUUUUUUGAUGACGUACACGUCAUUUUUUAUUGAUAACAUCUAUACCUUUUCACCAUACCUUUUUUCCAUACCUUUAAAGGAGCUGAUAUAUCUUUCCCUAUUAAGGAAAAGUUAUAAAUCAGUCGUCACUUACUUAUAAAGUUAUUUUUAGCGAUUGUAGUGCAGUACUGCUAAAAUUAUCCCCGCGCGAAGCGAUACACGCAAAAACUGAUCAGAUUAUGAUCCUCUAUCUUUUAUGCAAACAAAAUCGUGCAAUCAUCGUGAUCAAAAUGAAUUAAAUCCAACGAUUUCAAGAACGUGCUGUGAUAGUUCGACGUUAAUUAUCGCGCAAAGCUAACACCAGCGUUAAUCAUAACUUUUCUUAUAUAUACUAAACGAGAAAGAAGGAAACAUAUUCUAAGAAAAAUGCGUAUAAUCCAAUAUCCUAAGUGUAAGUGUAAUUUAGGCCUGAAUAGGAAUGCGCUCUUAGCACUUCCCGUGCAUAAAAAUUUCUGGUAACUCUUAUCUUUUAUUUUUUUCUCGAAGUUUUAUUUACGCUUGUGAGAAUCCGAUCUUUCUUUAAUUCGCGGCAAUAGAAGUGCGUUCUUGCUUACAAUUUUGUAAUAAGUCGACAUUUAAGCUGAUCGUCGUGACUGAUCGAAGACGCGUCGUUUCUAUUUCGGUCGAUUUUUCUAUUUCUGGUGGAUUACUCAGCAAAAUGCGGCCAGAGCGAAUGAAGAGUGAAAUGCUUUAGUGAAACGCUUGGUUGAAAUUUCGUGUGAAAUAAACGACGAGA
Molecule: messenger RNA, 7623 nt
Organism: Monomorium pharaonis (pharaoh ant)
Lineage: Eukaryota; Metazoa; Arthropoda; Insecta; Hymenoptera; Formicidae
Gene: Pde8
Product: high affinity cAMP-specific and IBMX-insensitive 3',5'-cyclic phosphodiesterase 8
Exons: 18
Coding region: 2386-4644 (752 amino acids)
Biological process (GO): signal transduction; positive regulation of ERK1 and ERK2 cascade
Molecular function (GO): 3',5'-cyclic-nucleotide phosphodiesterase activity
Source: RefSeq, a predicted model, not a curated record